This is a messenger RNA of Nerophis lumbriciformis (worm pipefish), 2683 nucleotides long. RefSeq lists its product as uncharacterized. Lineage: Eukaryota; Metazoa; Chordata; Actinopteri; Syngnathiformes; Syngnathidae. The record is from RefSeq and is a predicted model, not a curated record.
UCUUGUGAUUUUUUUCCCCACACAUACAUAUAUAUAUAUAUAUAUAUAUAUAUAUAUAUAUAUAUACAUUGUCUUUUUAAUCCGUUUUGAGUUUUGACAUUUAACAUUGUCACGUUAUCGAUGGGAAAAUUCAUUUUUAGACAAUAUGAUUUGCCCGAGCAGUUAGGAGACACCGAGAGUAACAAGCGGUAGAAAAUGGAUUAGAAAGGAAAGAUUUAAAAAAAAAAAAAAAAACUUUUUUUUUUUAAAUUUGGGACUUCCCGUGGGCCGGAUUUUGGAUGCUGGGGGGCCGGAUCCGGCCCGCGGGCCGUAGUUUGGGCACGCCUGCAGUAGAGGAAUAAGUAGUUGAUCCUCUGCUUAUUUGGUUACCUCGUUACAAAGAUAUGAACGGCCCAAAGACGUUAUUCCUUUUCUUAAUCUAAUUGCACUAUUUUUAUAUUGUAUAUAAGGAGCUGCUUUUAAUCUCAUUGUACAUGGGUAUAGUGACAAUAAAAGUCAUGGUGAAGGGCUAGUCCAGAAUUACAAGGGAGGAACUGGUUAACAAUCAGAGUCGCAAGGUAAAAAAUGAGUACACACUUUGCUUUGAUGGAUUGACUUCCUGCAGUGUCCACCUGCUCAAAAAGGGCAAGCAACACCUGACUGACCCAGCCAAGCCUUGGGAGACCUCAUGAAGACUUCCCCGCAUUGAGGGGCUGGGAAACAGGACUUUAUCCCUGAAAUCUUGGAUGAGAACAAUGCUGGCCCAAGCCAGAACACUGAAGCUGGGUCGUGGAUGAGUCUUCCAGCAUGACAUUGACCGAAAACAUACUUGCAUACACAGAUCACUCGCGUGUAGAACUUAACAAUUUGAGGGGAGCCCACGUUUUGCAUGAAAAAGCGAAUGUAAAAUGUCAAUAAAUGACAGGGUGCUUCAUAUGAAAUUUUACCACAAACAUAUUCCUAGCCCCUUCCUGCUCCGUCACUGAUUGAAUGUAAUGGCAAAUGUUCCCCGUGGCGUGCAGUGAUUGAACACAGAGUUGUCAGGCACUAAUCUUGUGUAUCAGAUAUGUGAAGUAUCACUUGCAUUUAUUUUUGUUGGGCAAACUGUUGCACUGAAUCCCACAUGGUGUUGCUGUAAAAAAGCAAAGCUUGAUCAUUUGACUUUGUGAGCCAGACUGCUCUGUUUUAAAUUUAUAUAAAACUGAAUAAUUAAUUUUGUUAAUAUUAUUUGUGGGAGGGUUCCAUAUCAAAAAGUUAUCUAAAAUAAUAGUUAAUGUAAAAUAUAUAUAUUUGAAUAGGUUUUGCAGUUUACAAGAUAUUUGUAAACUAUUUACACAUUGUCAUAUUCCCCAUAUAUUAAACUUCUAUAUUCUCUUGUGUGGAAGUCAUGUAAAAUGACAAUCAAUGAAUGACAGGGGGCUCUAUCUCAAACCUAUUCUAGCACCAUAUCCUGCUCCGUCACAGAUAAGAAAAUAAAAGAUUUCUCCCGUGGCAUGCAAUGUUUCUGCUGGUCUUGUAAAACAGUUGUAUACUAACUGGAUUAAAUUAAGGUCAUGUGUCUCAGGAAGGUUUGCAAAAUUAUGUUUUAAUUUGUUGAAAAAUGUCUUUGAGCAGAUUUUUUUUUUUUUUUGUAUAAAUACUUAUUUCCCCCAGAAAGUGUCACAACUAGAGACCGAAACAUAUUUGAGAAUUGUGAAAUGUCUGGACGAGCAUUGAUAACGUUACACACUUGCUUUGUUGAAAUCUGGUUUCCAUGGUUACUGUUGCCAUCGCAAAAGAUUCGUGGAGACGGGACAAGCCACCGUUUAAUAUAUAACUAGAAGUGACAGACACCCGGCUAUAUUUACAUUACAAGAUGUAUUGCUAAUGUAGAUCAAGUGUAAAAUGUUAUUGGGCUUUGUUUGGUUUUUUCAAUAGCUUACCAUAGUGAACUUCUCCGCAGGAGUCUGAGCAACGUAAUGAAACUCCCUGCCAUUUACAUAGCUGCCACACCAGUGCACUGUUCUUCUCGGCCAUGCUCCCUCCAGCAGAGUCGCAGUCAGAUUGUCAGACCCAUCACAUUUCCUCUCAUCUCGGAGUUCUCGAGCCAACUAUGCACCAGCAAUCAGGUUAUUCCAAGACUGAACCCUUUGUGUCCACUGCUGGUCAGUAAACGCACCGUCAGUCUGGAAACUCCUGUUGCCCACCAUCACAACCAACAGAGGACACUGAUCAUGCAGAAGAGAGAACAUGCCAGGUAUCAUCAAAUAUGGCAAAGACCGUUUUAUGGAACCAGUAUGGAGAAAGAAGAGUACAGGUAUAUGGUAUCAAUGUGUCUUCUGACCCCUGGCCGAGGAGGAUUGCAUGACAUGUUAUUGAUAUGUUGCAGGAGGGAAUUGCGUGAGCAGCUCAAGAGACAGAUGGAGGAGAAAAGUGUCCCACUCACGCUGCAGUUGGCCAGUAAGGUGAAAGAAGCAGAGUAUAUGCGUGAGAUGGACCGCCUCGCCCUGUCCGCAGAAAGAGCGCAAGCGCUCCAACACAGGAAAGCAAUGUCCUCCUACAGAGACGAGAACAAGAGGCUAAUGGAGCAGAGGUGGAGAGACAGAGCAUUAACGCACUCCCAGGAGGUCAUGAUGGAGAGGGAGAGGCUGCGCCUCAACCCCAUCAACUGGAGUGGAACGUUAAAAUAGGUCAGCCUUCACUGUUGUCUCACCCAAGGCUUCCA